GAAGAUUUCGGUUUGUUUUUCACAUUUUUCUUUGGUUAGUUUACUGGGAUAUUGGGCUACUUAGUUUGGGGUUUUGUUAUAUUUAUUUCUUUACUUUGGCGCCUCUCUUAGUUCUUUUUUUUCCCCUUCACACUUUGUAAAUAUUUCACGCUCUCUUUAUCAGUAGAGUAUAAUAAACCGCUAAAACUGACUCUGUCGUUGUGCCUGGUCAUUUUUACAACUCCGCCCCAGCAUUAAUUUUAAAUGUUGCGUCCUCACCCCUAGACCACUUUUAAAAGUACGUAACAUUUAAUGGGGGCUCGUCCGGGAUAGAUAAUUAAGAGAUUAUCACCCGUCGUAAUUAAUUAUUGCUGGCGUGGGUUGUGGAGUGACCAUGGUUUUUUUUUGGUAAAUCGGUUUUGUAUGGUAAUUUCGGCGUGACUGGUUAAUUGGAUACGUGCGUAAUUAUGGCUGAAUUUGCUUUGGAGACGUUUCUUAAAUCGCCUUCGCUAGAGUUGAUUGAUAAAUGUCGGAAAGACGAUUUAUUGUGUAUCGCUGCCCACUUUAAAAUUGUGGUUACGAAACAACAGCUUAAGAGAGAUAUAAAGAGUGCUGUUUUGCAACAGUUAGUGGAACUGGGUGUUUUGGUGUUGCCUGCUGGAGCAGGAAAAGAGUGUCUUGAGUCCGACGAGCACCUGUCUCUGUCUGGUGAUGAGGCGCCGGGUGGAGCCGCCGAGGUGGAGGGUUCCGAAACCAAGGCUGCCCUGCCGGCCUUUGAACCUUUUUCUCCUGCCUCUUUAGGGUCUGGAGGUGACGCACGGCUGAAGGUUCGCUUAGCGCGAGUCCAGCUGGAAGCACAGGAGCGGGUUGAGGGUCGUCGGGCCGAGCUUGAAUGGCGACUAAAAGUUCGCAAGCUUGAGAUUGAAGCGGAAACGCAGAUUAAACUGCGUGAGCUCGAGCUGAAUGCUGCCAGAAAUGCACCUGCCCCAGUUAUUCCACCGGUGCAGACCGCUAGUGCUCCGUUGGGAGUAGGGAUAGCGGGCACCACUUUUGAUUCUUGCAGCACGACAUUGAUGUGGGUGAAGCCAGGCCAAUUAAACAACAUGCAUAUCGGGUAAAUGUCACGAAGCGUGCUGUUAUGCGAAGUGAGGUGGAGUAUCUGCUUGAGCAUGGGCUUGCUAAGCCUAGCUGCAGUCCCUGGAGCUCCCCCUGCCUGCUAGUCCCAAAGAGUGAUGGCACGACGCGCUUCUGUACGGACUAUCGAAAGGUGAACGCAGUUACCAUUCCAGAC
Puntigrus tetrazona (Sumatra barb) is the source of this 1270-nucleotide messenger RNA. RefSeq lists its product as uncharacterized. The transcript has 2 exons. The coding region runs from base 447 to 1097 and encodes 216 amino acids. The record is from RefSeq and is a predicted model, not a curated record. Lineage: Eukaryota; Metazoa; Chordata; Actinopteri; Cypriniformes; Cyprinidae.